Dermacentor silvarum is the source of this 985-nucleotide messenger RNA. RefSeq lists its product as uncharacterized. Bases 315 to 956 code for a protein of 213 amino acids. Gene Ontology annotation, cellular component: nuclear RNA-directed RNA polymerase complex. Gene Ontology annotation, molecular function: RNA-directed RNA polymerase activity. The transcript has 7 exons. Gene Ontology annotation, biological process: siRNA processing. NCBI's taxonomy places the organism in Eukaryota, Metazoa, Arthropoda, Arachnida, Ixodida, Ixodidae. The record is from RefSeq and is a predicted model, not a curated record.
UGCCGACAUAAGGCAAGUGCAGCUCGCCGGACCGUGACAAGCACCCGAAGUGUUGCGGUCUGCACUGCGUCGUCUUUGAUUGUGUUGUGAGGAAUCGUAACGCACUGAGGUUGGCAGAUGCAUGCGAAAGCAUACCAGCAGGGAGUGACUGUGCCAUUUUUCUCUUAACGUCAGGGUAUUCAAGAAGCGGCAACAGCCACAGGAAGUAGCCAUCUUAUCCAGCACGUUAUGGGUACAACCUGGCUGCACCUGCACCUGCUUCCCGCCACUACCCCAUCCUAACUACGUCCACUACAGAGUUGGCAGCCUUAGUGAUGAUGCCAAGCAGGCAGACAGCAAUAUGCAGGAUGUGGAUGUAUGCAGCCGACAAGCAGCAGAACAGCGCAGUGACGAUUCGUGAGUGGAUGGGCCAGUUCGAGGGCAUCCCCAACGAGGCCAAGCACAUGGCACGCAUGGGCCAGUGCUUCUCCACUGAGCAGUCUGUCCGUGUGCAGGCCAGCCAAGUGCUGGACAUCCCUGACAUUGUGGCUGGCUGCCACCCAGUCAGGAAGAAACGAUACAUUUUCUCAGACGGCGUUGGCAUGAUGCUCGUGCCACUUGCUGAAGAGGUUCAAAAUGUGUGCACAGCUGUACGACGUGAUGAAGCUGACGGACCGUCCAUCGGCCAUCCAAAUUCGGUGCGCCGGGUACGCGUGCUAUGCAUUAACCACGCCCCGCCCAACAAGAAGCUGAUCUGCCUGCGGCCCAGCAUGCAGCUCGGAGAACCUCGAAGUGCGAAGGAACGCGGCAACGGCGAGCACGGCCAGACUGGAGAGGUGCGCAGGCUCCUGAGUCCGCAUGCCGCGGACGCUGUGCCAUCCCGGAACUCCGACGGCUCCGAUGGCAGCGGGCCUUUGGUACAGGACUUCCAUAGCGCUGCCCGUGGAUCGUGCCCGCAAUAUGCUUGCAGUGAUUGACACUACAGACAAGCUCCGGUAUGGAGAGG